Molecule: messenger RNA, 2493 nt
Organism: Fulvia fulva
Lineage: Eukaryota; Fungi; Ascomycota; Dothideomycetes; Mycosphaerellales; Mycosphaerellaceae
Product: Striatin Pro11
Exons: 4
Coding region: 1-2493 (830 amino acids)
Molecular function (GO): protein binding
Source: RefSeq, a predicted model, not a curated record
AUGGCUUUCCAGCAGCAGGCCGGCCUGGGCAACGGCGCUGGCGGGGGAAACGGAGAACACCAUGGUCCGCAGGGGACAGAGUAUACGCUGCAAGGUGUGAUGCGCUUCCUGCAAAUCGAAUGGCACAACCACGAACGAGCGCGAAAUGCUUGGGACAUAGAACGAGCCGAGAUGAGGGCCAAGAUCGCAAAGCAAGAGGGCGAGAACAAGCAGGGCAAGCGCAUCAACGAGCAGCUUGAGCGCCAAGUACGCAUGCUGGAGAUGGCGCUGAAGAAUGAGCGGGCUAAGAGCAAGGGCGCCAAUGGUGUCGCAUCUACGACUGAGCAGAAAGCUGGCGGUGCGGAGGCACAGCACGACGUCAAGAGCAAGCAGGGCGCAGACGAGGCCAAGAAUGGUGAGAACAAGGCAAAGCCUCCCUACGUACCGCACAACUCUUUCUUGGACACUGCCGAGCAGGAAACGAGCGACAGGGAGCGCGAGCAAUACCUGAAUAACACUACAAAAUACCUAAAGAACUGCAUGAAGGAGAUACAGUACCUGCUGACACCUCCGCAACAUCCACCUCCACCGCAAAUGCUCCCCAAUGGCAAUUACUCUGGACUUCCGGAACCUCCACUGGUUGAAGAUAUCUAUGCUAGACAACAGCCACGGAGCCAACGUCACCAGGGUUUGCCGCAACAACAGGCCAUGCCAAACCAUCAGCCUCCACCCGUGCCGAAUAGUCUUCCACAAGUGCAAGAUGGUGGCCAGCGUGAUUUGCGAUAUGCAGAGUACCAGAACUCUCAGCAACAGCCGACGGAGAUCCUGCAAUCAUCUGGCCAGCAUAUCCCUGCUCCAUACGAGGAGCAAGUCGAGAACGUGACGCACACUUUUGAUAACAGAGGCAGACCAGUGUUGGAGCAGGAACAGGAACAGGUUCGUCCGGUUCGGCAGCAGGCUGAUACCGAUGGCUGGACUUUUGACGAAGAAACGCCAAUGCAUCCCGACAACCCUCCUCCGGAUGCACCGCCGCCACGAAGACCUGACACAGAUCUGUUUCCUUCUGCCGCAAGCGUUACUGCACUACCUGCCAAAUCUCCACCUAGGACGGCAGCGAACCCGCGUAGACGGAAAAGCUCGGGCGCGAAGAGCAUGGAGCGCCGGAAGAGUUCGCAAGGAAGAAAUGAGGGUCAUGAAAGUAUCGCCAAUGCGAUGAGCGAAGAUCCUACACAGUUCAAAGUCAAGUUUGCGCUGCGGGGUCACCUAGAUGUCGUACGGAGCGUGAUCUUCAGUGGCGGAGGCAGUCCCAGCGAACCAGAAGUCUGCACUGCUGGCGAUGAUGGUACGAUCAAGCGGUGGAUUGUGCCUGCGACUUACCAGAACUUCACACCUGGUAACAACAGCUCGGAUCUGGACAUUUCUGCAUACUUCACACAUCGUGGCCAUGAUGGAACAGUGACCUCAUUAGCUGCACCUCCAGCAAGCACGGGCUUCAGCACUGGCGGCCGGAACAAUGGUGAAGGCUGGAUCUUCUCUGGAGGCCAAGACCACAAUAUAUGUGUGUGGGAGCGCGGACGGGUGGAUCCGAAGGCCGUUAUCGAGGGCCACACUGAUGCAGUUUGGGCAGUCUGUGUCCUACCUGCAUCGGUAGGUGUCGUCUUUGGUCCCCAUAGCGGCAACUUUGGCGGACCUGAUAGACUCCUGCUCGUCUCUGGCUCAUCAGAUGGAACUGUCAAGGUCUGGGCUGUAAGCUCGCCACCUCAGAGCUCAUCGCCAGCGACCGGAAGCAGACGUGGAGUCGGCGGUAGUCGAAGACACAGUGUCACAAGUGGCAGCAACUAUCCGACAAGCCCGCAGCCCAGUGUGGCAAGCCCAACCCCUUUCAGCUACACUUUGGUGCACUCCAUCGAACGACCUGGAGACAACAAGGUCAGCCCGACGAGCAUAUGUCCAUUAUCAGCCUCGGGUGAGAACUUCGUGGUCAGCUAUGCGGAUUCCACAGCACUCAUAUACGACACACGAACCGGUGAAGAAGUUAUCGGUAUGGCCAGCAACGAAACGUAUGACGGAACGAUGAACACGAGUAUAAACGCUGUCGUCGCAGCGAGUACAGCCAUGGAAAGCAACGACGCCACCCGAGGCAUGGAAGCAGAAGAGGUCGGUGGCGGCGCUACUGGUAGUCGAGAGGGCAUCGAGGGUGUUGUCAUAACAGGGCACGAAGAUCGCUUCAUCCGCUUCUUCGAUGCCAACAGUGGUCAAUGCACAUACAAUAUGGUCGCCCACUCAGGCGCUAUCUCAGCCCUCUCAUUGUCGAAAGACGGCAGGGAAGCUGUCUCGGCUGGCCACGACGCUAGUAUCCGCUUCUGGUCUCUCGAAAAGCGAAUCUGCACACAAGACAUCAUCUCGCACCGAGCCAUGCGCGGCGAAGGUGUUUGCGACAUCUGCUGGAGUUCGGAUGGUAGACUUGUCGUCAGCGCUGGCGGCGAUGGCGUUGUCAAGGUCUUUGCGAGGUGA